AAAGGUUCAGACAACUCCAAACUGCUCCUUCACAUCGAGAGGAGCAAGUUGAGGUGGCUCGAGCAUCUAAUCUGGAUACCUCCCGGACGCCUCUCUGCUUAGGUGUUCCGGGCAUGCCCAGCCGGGAGAAGGCCCCGGGGCAGGCCUAGGACACACUGGAGGGAUUAUGUCUCACAGCUCGUCUGGGAAUGCCUUGGUGUCCUACUGGUGCAACUGGAAAGUGUGUUUGCGAUAAGUUGCAAUGAGUCUGUGGAGGAACUUUGGCCCACUCAUCUUUGCAGAACUGUUGUAAUUCAGCCACAUUGGAGGGUUUUCCAGUAUGAAGCGCCUUUUUAAGGUGGACUUGCUGGUGUGUUUUGGGUCAUUGUCCGACUGCAGGACCCAAGUUGGUUUCAGCUUGAGGUCACGAACAGAUGGCUGGACAUUCUCCUUCAGGAUUUUUUGGUAGACAGCAGAAUUCAUGGUUCCAUUUAUCACAGCAAGUCUUCCAGGUCCUGAUGCAGCAAAACAGCCCCAGACCAUCACACUACCACCACCAUAUUUUACUGUUGUGAACACAGAGGCUGCCGGUAAGACCUCAUCAUGGCGCAAAGGAUGUUCCAUGAAAGUGGGCAAGAUGGCAGGUCAGUUCUGGGAAUGGUAGCAGUACAAGUGGAAAAGGACCCCAAGACAGGAGCCACCGUUGUCCGGUCAGUGGCGCCCAUGUCCACAGAGACCAGUGCUCCGCCGGCCACGACCGUUUUUGACGACGGCAGGAAAAGCAUCCAUGCAGUCGCUGGGUCAGGCUGUCAACCCUCAACGGAAGAGCUUGGACAGAUUUUGAGUGUUGUCGACGGGGUUGGAAUGAGAGUGGUGCUAGAUGAGGUCCCCGUCACCCCAAAUGAAGCAGAGUAUAAAAUGGUUCAUGCGGAAGCAAACAGAAUUCCCUUUGGAGGAAUGCAAUGUUUUCCUGCCCAGGGUAUGUCCAAAAAGAACUAUAUGCAGUUCGACAGCUCCAGAAGCCCUAACUCUGACGCUAAACUGGGGAUAGAAGUCACCUGUGAGAGUAUGGGAGCGGAGGAUGUAAACACGAUGGUGGUUCGAGAUGCAACAGGAAAGGAGGUGAACAUGGAGGAUCGAAAUCUGGAGGAAAACCCAGUCACCCUUGUGUUCCUGGGCUACACCAAUUCUACCCAAGAAAUGCAGGAUAUGCUCACCGCAGAGCGAGUGAUUAUCACUGAGGACGGAGAUGAACACAUGCUGGGACCGCAGUCAACAUUACACAGUGGAACAGAUCAAGAGGUGGGAACAGAAGGUGAAAUGCAGCAGAACAUUCCCCUGAAGGAAAAUGAUCAAACAGCUCAAGCCCAGGAAGAUAAUGCCGAUAAGGAGUCAUCUUCAACCCACGCUAAAGAGGAAAAAUCCCAGUCGAAGCGCAAGACUUGUCAGUGUUGCUCGGUCAUGUAGGACGUUUGAUCGUAACCAUGCUUAGCGAUCCGUCAAGGAUGUACCACGCCUUUCACCCAGAGACAGCUGGGAUAGGCUCCAGGUGACUCAUAACCAUGAACAGGUGAUAGAACAAUCUGUUUCUACCUAUGAACCGCUUUAUCCUCCUGAGAGCCAGCCAUUACCCCACAAAGAAAUGUGUUUUAGGGCAGAAAUGUGAAUGUAAACCAAAAACCGCCAGCAGUUUACUGUCAGCUGACCCCCAUUGUGCUCAUUUAGACAGUUGACAUGCAUCACGGGGCUAUUUUUUCCUGAAAUACCAAAGAAGUAAACCACAAACAAAUGUCUACUGCAGAGGACACAAAUGCAUAGGUUGGCUCUCAGGAGGAUACAAAAUAUGAAGAACUCAUUUCACACACAUACAACCUGCUUUGGACUUCCCCAUGACUUCCCACCAUUUGACUCUGACUGGUGCUAUGCUGUAAGUCAGCAAAUGUGGACAGGCAGCUUCUCAACAGCGCUCUCAUGAAAACCACUUCCUCCCCCUAGAGGAGAAAGGCAAGCAAAUCAUCAUGCACUCCUCCCCCUGUUUACCUCAGGACAUUUUUGUGCUCCUUUUCACCCUCCAAAAACUGUUUUAUAUGUUUUGUAUGCAAUAAUAAUAUACAUGGGUGGAAUGCAAGUAUAUUUGCAUGGAUAAAGUAUGUUUUCUG
Molecule: messenger RNA, 2138 nt
Organism: Dunckerocampus dactyliophorus (ringed pipefish)
Lineage: Eukaryota; Metazoa; Chordata; Actinopteri; Syngnathiformes; Syngnathidae
Product: paralemmin-2-like
Exons: 4
Coding region: 583-1446 (287 amino acids)
Biological process (GO): regulation of cell shape
Cellular component (GO): cytoplasm; membrane
Source: RefSeq, a predicted model, not a curated record